AUGUCUAACGACAAAGUAGAAUGCGAAAAGAGACGAACCGUUCUCGAAGCUUUAGGCUACGAAGUUGGAGGAACACUUGGACACGGUUCUUAUUCAGUGGUGAAAAUGGCACACUCGCAAAGAUAUUUGCAGGUAGCUAUGAAAAUUAUCUCAAAACGGAAAGCCCCCAAAGAUUUUCUGGAGAAGUUUCUGCCAAGAGAAAUAUAUGUAAUUAGGUUUAUUCGGCAUGAAAACAUUGUUACUUUUUUCGAAACAAUUGAAACUGUUAAUAGAUAUUAUAUUGUCAUGGAAUUAGCCGUUGAAGAUCUAUUGGAAAGAAUACAAAAAGAAAAUGUCAUUGAAGAGAAUAAAGCGUGCAAAUGGUUCCAUAAUUUGGUAGAUGGCGUUGCGCAUUGCCACGAAAGAGGAAUAGUUCACCGUGAUCUGAAGUGUGAAAAUCUUCUUCUGGACAGCAAUGAUGUACUCAAAAUUACAGAUUUUGGCUUUGCCAAGUUCAUGGAUGAAGUUAUACCUACUGACGAAAACGACAGUUCAACCUCUCUGAGCCAUACAUUCUGUGGAAGUUACGCGUAUGCUCCUCCUGAAAUACUGACAGGAAUUCCUUAUUUGCCUCACUUAUCAGACAUCUGGAGCAUGGGGGUAAUCCUCUUUGCAAUGGUCUAUGGUCAACUCCCUUUCAAUGAUUCGAAUCACCAAAUGUUAAUUCAGCAAGUACAAACGCCUGUGGUAUUUCCUUCAAACACUGUAUCCACGGAGGUGAAAAAUAUCAUCAACAAAAUGUUAGUUCCAGCCAAUAAUCGAAUUUACAUAGAGGACAUUCGAAGUGAUUCAUGGUAUAACCAUAUUUGA
Molecule: messenger RNA, 849 nt
Organism: Limulus polyphemus (Atlantic horseshoe crab)
Lineage: Eukaryota; Metazoa; Arthropoda; Merostomata; Xiphosura; Limulidae
Product: testis-specific serine/threonine-protein kinase 4-like
Exons: 3
Coding region: 1-849 (282 amino acids)
Biological process (GO): protein phosphorylation; intracellular signal transduction; microtubule cytoskeleton organization
Cellular component (GO): cytoplasm
Molecular function (GO): protein serine/threonine kinase activity; tau-protein kinase activity; ATP binding
Source: RefSeq, a predicted model, not a curated record